GAAUUGAACGUCACAUGAUCAUCGAGUCACAUGACUUUGUUUUGGCGAAAAUGGCAGCUAGCGUUACAGCAUCUACUAUAUAUUUAUGUACUGUUUUUAUUGUUUUAUUCAAUGUAUAUGUCAACAGCCAGGAUACUGACGCACAGUUGUGUCAAAUGUGUGAAGGGACUGUACGACAAGACAGUCCUGUCUGGGAUUUCUGCCUAACAAAAGGCCAUAUUAGGGGACGCUGCUGUUUUGGAAAUAAUACCAGCAAUGUAGACACAAUUAUAGGGUUGGACUUGGCAAACUGCUCUAUUAGUCAUGUAGAGCACCUGUAUAAUUCAUCCACUACAUUCAUAAUAGACCUCUCCAACAACCCCAUCUCCAAUCUGAGCGAUUUCAUAUUUCAGGGUUUCAGCCAUCUUACCCAACUUUUACUACCCUCAAAACUGGAGUGUCCAGGGGGCAAUGCAUCAUGGGAGAAGGUUGAAGUGAAAAACAAUGCCAAAAUCUGCGAAGGACAGAAAAAUAUUUGCAAUCAGACUGUGCAGAUGCCCUGGGAUUGCCCUGAAAACUCAUUCUGCAGCCCAUAUGGACCAGGGUUCUUUGAGUGUAGCUGUCUGCAUAAUUUCCAUGGAUACAAGUGCAUGAGACAGGGCGAGUUUCCUAUAGUUAAGGUGCUUGGGAUACUAACCGGAUCUACAGUUGUGGUUUCAUCUUUACUCUGGUUCACACAAAGACGAAAGGUCAAGAACACUUGAGUUUUAAAGAAAACUGACUGUUGGGCUGACAGUGGAGCCACAAAAUGCUUCAAGCUUACUGAAAAUGGUGCAGGAGACACCAAAGAGUUUAAUACACUGGAUGGUAUGAACCAUCUGCUUGUUUUUUAUACUUGCCAAAAGCAGGUUUGCAUGACAUUAUUAUUUUUUUAAACGUUAAAAGUUUGCACAUAGUUUGUGUUGAAUGUUUUACUUUCUAUUUAUACAUUUUUUGAAAGCUUUCAUGAAUACUGUCACAUUUUCACAGACUUGCUAAGGCUGGUCUGUAAAGGGAAAACUGACCGUAGACGGACCUCGCCGAUUGUGUUUGGAGGGCAGCCACAUUUCUGACUGAUCUUUAGACUCCUAAACACGUCAAAGUGAAGCACUCAUGUAUUAUAACAAUGAUUAUUAAGGACAAAUAUUUUGUGCUGCUUUAAGACAAAAAUUAUCUUCAUUUUUAAAGAUGUUUACUUAAGCGUUUACUUAAAAAUUUGUGUUUUUGACAUAGAAAAAUAAUUAAUUUUACAGGAGAUGGGGACAUGGAUGUUGUAGGACUGUUGUUAUUUGUGAAAAAUGUAGAUCGUUACUGCCACAUCCUGCUGUUUACAGAUGUCACAUGUUAUAUCCUAACUGAUGAUCCUUCAACCUCUGUAACUAUGCUUUUCUCUUUUUGGCAGCGUAAGAGUGUAAAAGGGAAUCUGUUCCAUCUGAGAUGUAUAGACAGACACACUAUUAGUAGAGUACUGACAUACGUAAAUGACAUUAUGUGGGUUUUUGUCAAUAAUGUAGUAUUGUGGUAGGGAAUUCAGCAUGUACCUUGGCAGCCUGGUAC
Molecule: messenger RNA, 1575 nt
Organism: Sinocyclocheilus anshuiensis
Lineage: Eukaryota; Metazoa; Chordata; Actinopteri; Cypriniformes; Cyprinidae
Product: all-trans retinoic acid-induced differentiation factor
Exons: 7
Coding region: 15-743 (242 amino acids)
Biological process (GO): positive regulation of osteoblast differentiation
Cellular component (GO): intracellular membrane-bounded organelle
Source: RefSeq, a predicted model, not a curated record